This is a messenger RNA of Callorhinchus milii (elephant shark), 6755 nucleotides long. RefSeq names its product transcriptional regulator QRICH1. NCBI's taxonomy places the organism in Eukaryota, Metazoa, Chordata, Chondrichthyes, Chimaeriformes, Callorhinchidae. The record is from RefSeq and is a predicted model, not a curated record. The coding region runs from base 511 to 2844 and encodes 777 amino acids. The transcript is spliced from 11 exons.
UCGCGAGAUCUGGCGGCGGGCGGGAGGGCGGCGCUGAUUGGCGCGCGGCGGCCGAGAGCUGUAAAAUGGCGGCGGCGUGAAAAUUGUUCGCGCGAGAGAAGAGAGAGCGAGAGAGAGAGCGAGAGAGGGAAGGAAAAGAAAAAAAAAGAAAGAAGGAAGGAAGGAAAGGAGAGAGAGAGAGAGAACACCCUGGCGGCUGAGAGGCCCGGAGCGGCCGGGCACCGAGAGACACGCGCGCGCGCCCGCACCCGCACCCCCCCGGACCGGGAGCUCAGCCGCCCGCUCCCUCGGCGGCGGCGGCGGCGGCAGCAGCAGCAGCAGCAGCGAGGACCGAGCGGCCGCACUUUACCUCACGAGCGGCAGCCCUGACACACCAGAGGCCCAGGCCUGCAGGCCCAGACAGACAGCCAGGCCCGAGCCCGAGCCGAGCCGAGGAGCGCGCGAACGAACGAGCGAGCGAACGACCGCCCGCACGUUCCCGGGGCUGAGGCAUUCGAAGAAACUGUAAACAUGAAUAACUCACUAGAUAACACCAUGUCAUUUGAGGAGUACAUUCGACUGAAAGCACGCACUAUCCCUCAGCACAGAAUGAAGGAGUUCUUGGAAUCAUUGGCUGCAAAAGGACCCGAAGCUCUUCAGGAGUUCCAGCAGACUACCAUGACAGUAUAUCAGCAGGGUGGCAACUGUAUCUACACAGACAGCACCGAAGUGGCUGGCUCCCUGCUUGAGCUUGCAUGUCCUGUAACAUCAACCGUACAGCAGCAGGAGCAAAUCCAACAGCAGGCACAGCAGAUUCAGAUUCAAGUUCAGGUGCAACAGUCACCACAGCAUGUUUCCACACAGCAGCUAUCUCCCCAGCUUCAUCAGACGUCUGAGCAAAUUCAGGUACAAGUGCAGCCGGUAACCACUCAGCAACAGCAGUCUUCACAACAAAUCCAGCCGAUGCACAGUCCUACCACCGUUCAGCAGCUCUCAAAUUCCCAACUCCAGGCAGCUCAAAUCUCAGUGCAGCACGUUCAGCCUUCAGAAAUCACAGAGGAACAUAUUCAACACCAACAGAUCCAAGCUCAACUCGUCUCUGGCCAAACACAGCAGAUUCAGAUCCAGACAGUGGGUACACUGUCUCCUCCUCCUCAACAGCAAGGCUCCCCUCGUGACGGGGAAAGGAGAUCCAGCACUUCUAAUGUCCUCCAACCUGUCAAGAAGCGCAAAGUGGACAUGCCAAUCACAGUUUCAUACACUAUUUCAGGGCAACCAGUAGCCACAGUACUGGCUAUCCCACAGGGGCAACAGCAAGGUUACGUAUCUCUCAGACCUGAUCUCUUAACCGUGGACAGUGGCCAUCUCUAUACAACAGCUGCUGGUACCAUCACCAGCCCAAGUGGGGAGACAUGGACCAUCCCUGUGUACUCUACACAACCUCGUACUGACAUUCAACAACAGACUGCCACUCAUGUAGCUAUCCCUCAGGAGGCCUAUAAUGUAGUUCAUGUCAGUGGUUCCCCUACAACAGUGGCUACUGUGAAGUUGGAGGAUGAUAAGGAUAAGCUGGUGACGUGUGGUUCCGUGGUGAAGAACUCUCACGAGGAGGUGGUUCACACAUUGGCCAACACCAUAUUUCCUGCGCAGUUCAUGAAUGGGAACAUCCAUAUUCCAGUAGCAGUGCAAGCCGUGGGGGGCUCGUACCAGACCCAGGCACAAUCAGUCCAGCUCUGGGACCCUCAUCAGCACCAACAACAACCACAGCAGCAGCUGCAGCUUGACACUUCGCUGACUACUACAGGCAGCAGUGGUGAAUGGUUAUCAAUGACUACUGCCAGCAAGAAUUGUGAAUGGUUAGCUAGCCAUUUUGAACAGGCUCAAUCGGUCCAGGUAGCAGAGGAAGAGCCACAGCCCCAACCACCACCGGAAUUGCUUUUGCCAAACUCCUUGAAGCCAGAAGAAGGCCUUGCUAUCUGGAAAAGUUGGGCACAAACCAAGAAUGCAGAAUUUGAGAAAGAUUCUGAAAACAGGCCAGCUCCCAUUGGUAGGCGUCAGCCAUUGCGUUUUCAAGAAGACCUUCUCUCGUCAGCGGUUGCAGAACUGAAUUAUGGACUUUGUCUAAUGCUGAAGGAAGCUCGGAAUCCGGAGGGAGAAGCGUAUGAUCCUGAUAUGCUGUACUACAUAUGCCUCUGUUUACAGAAGUACCUUUUUGAAAAUGGCAGGGUAGAUGAUAUAUUUUCAGAUAUCUACUAUACAAGGUUCACUGAGAAGUUGCAUGAUGUGUUGAAGGAUUGGCAACCUCAAAUCAGCUCUCUCGCAGGUUACAUGAUCCCCAGUCACAUCACAGAGGAGAUGCUAUGGGAAUGCAAACAGCUUGGUGCUCACUCCCCUUCUACACUUCUUACAACGCUCAUGUUCUUCAACACAAAGUACUUUCUGUUGAAGAGUGUGGAGCAGCAUAUGAAGUUGGCUUUCUCAAAGGUAGUUCGGCAGACAAAGAAAAACCCAGUAAAUCCCAAGGACAAAAGCACAAGUAUUCGCUAUCUGAAGGCACUUGGUCUGCACCCAACAGGGCAAAAAGUUACGGAUGAUAUGUAUGCAGAACAGUCCGAGAACCCAGAGAAUCCACUGCGUUGUCCCAUCAAGCUCUAUGAUUUCUACCUCUUUAAAUGUCCCCAGAGCGUGAAAGGUAGGAAUGAUACCUUUUAUCUGACGCCGGAGCCAGUGGUGGCACCGAACAGCCCGAUUUGGUACUCUACCCAGCCAAUUGGCAAGGAUCACAUGGAAAGGAUGUUGACUCGAAUCCUGACGGUGCGCGAAAUCCAGGAAGUUUUUGCCAUAGCUGCUGCGAGCAUGCACUAAAUGUUUUCCAGAAAAAGACAAACUCAAAUCUUGUGCACUAAACAAAAGAUGCCAGACAUUUCUGCCAUCUGUGUUUAUUAGUGCAGUUUCAACAGCCUUGAGAGGUUUCUACUAAAUCAUCAGAUGUGUAUCUAUGGACAAUAUAGUAUAAUCGGGUUUCACUACCAGAUAGCUGGAAUCUGGCAGUCGACUUUUCUAAAGCAGUUGGCAAUCCUGUUUUUUGUUUUGUUGUUUUAAACUUGGUAGCAGCAUUGUGGAUGCAGAUGUACUGCUAACAGUUGGUAACCCUUGUCAUGAACUCUGCCAGAGACUGACGAAACCCUAGGGUACCUAUCAUGUGAUUGGUGAGGCAGACUGUUUAAUCAUUUCUGCCAAUUAUUGGCCUAAACUGGGCCUCCAUUCAAGAGGAUUUAGUGUAAGGGGGAGCAAAUGAAAAGCUGAUGAAGGUUUAUAUAAAGAGUUUUUCAACACUUUAAAAACAAAAAAAAAUGAUGUUUUUAGAAAGUGAACUAGAACUGAAGACUUUUCACACAUUCGGCCUUGUGCAGAGGCCUUAACUCCAGCAAAACGCUUGGAUUUACUGUAAUAUACUCAUGUACCAUUAUAAAGAGACCUUUCUGUUUCUCUGUUCUUGUUUUAAUGGUCUGUACAACACAGCAAGAGAUUUUUGUUCAGAUUGGGAUUAUAUGCAAGAAGUUUUCAUUCAGAAAUAAAUGACAUAUAUUUGUGGGUGGAACCGCAAAUUCCACUUACUUAUUUCCCAGAUAUGAGGUCCAUCUUUAAAACUCAGAAUGUGUGGGACAUGGUGGCAUAUAUAGGCUAGACAUUAAAAUGCUUGUUUUAAAAAAAUAUGAAGUCACGCAUUGAGCCAAACGAUCCACAAUGUGUUUCUGAUCAUCCUAAGUACAACGUUUUUUUUUUGUCUUUGUUUUGGUAUCACUACGGUUAGCGAUGGGCAGCGAUAUGGUAUUAAUCUAUUAUGAAUGACAGUGAUUUAGCAUUAAUAUUGAUACUGUAUUUAUUGUGUUAGUGUUUAACAUCGCAAAGUUGUGUUGUAAAGAUACAGUAACUUUAUUUUUGAAAAGUUUCUGAUUUUAUACUUUGUUUCCUAAAAAGGAAUUGAAAUUAUUGUGAAUACCACAUUGCAAUAUUUGGAGUGUUGUACGGUCCAGAAUUUUCAGUAUCACCCAACUCUAGACAAGGCUGCAAAGCUAAAUUGCAGCACAUUUGGUUACUGUGAAAUCGCUAGCGAUGAACUUGAUCCACACACCCAGAAAGAUAAAAACGUUUCUAUUUGUUAAUAUUUUGUAAAAGGUGAGAUUUUUCAGUUGAGGCGAUUGGAAUGCUUCAUAAAAAAAAAACCCAGUUACUACUAAUCUAGGUCAAUUAAGUCAACAUUUCUAAAAUUCACACUUGAUGCCCUAACCUUUUAACACAGGCUCUUCUUGCACCUUUUAUCAUGGCUGCGUAAUCAGAUUCCAGCAAAGGUGAGUUCAUGCAGUCCAUGCAAGGGAUCAGUUUGUUGAAAUUCUUGGGCUCUUUGUUCGAUGAAGCUCCAGCUUAAAUACUUAAGGGAAUGUAUAUCUCUGCCUGCAGAUUGUGAGCAUAUACUGUUUAUUAAUUUAAUAUCUUAUCAUGUGGAUACAUUUUGGUGCUCUGCAAUGUUUUGUACCCUCUACUUUUUACAAUAUUGGGAUGCUUUGGGGAAACUGUUGGCUGAAAGUGCCUCCAGAUUCCCACUCAAAGUCGCUUGUCUGGCCAUUGUGGGAAACUUGAGGCAGAUCUUGAGAGCCACCCUGACUUGGCAUCUGCAGUGUUGGGAAUGAACUGUGAUAAUCUGCUGAUUGAUUGAGCUCUGCAAUGUCACAGCUGUGUGCGCGAGUGCCUUCCACUUACUUUGGAUUUGACAAAAGCAGAUAUGGACCAUAUGGUCACCUUAGCUAUUCACAUCUGUAAUAUAUUAGAUGUGUUUUUCUAGAUAGGAUUCAGCUGAUUAUUACAAUGUCAGAGCUGGUACUGUACAUCAGAGCAUCAAUGCACAGAGUCCGCUCACUCCACUGAGUUCUGAGUCUUUACUUCAUAACUGUGAAGAGGAUUGGUGAACCCUCAAAAAAAACUUCAUCUAAGCUGUUUUCAAACCAGUUUCAUUAACCACCCCAAAAUCAUAACUUUAAACAGUACGGUAGCUGAUUAUCUGCGCUAAUUGAUUGCCCAAACUAAUUGGGACCAUCAGCUUUGCGGAUGAGCAAAAAAUGGUAAUUGGUCAACAAGCAAAAUGCAAAUUGCCUGCAGUGCUAAGACGUUCCAUCAGACAUUAUACAGUUGAUGUAGUAUCAAAUAUCACACUGUCAGCUCUUUUCUCUUCCACUUUCUUGACCCUUUUACUCUCUUUCUCACUCUGCCUUCUCUCUCUCUGACCCUAAACUAUACUGCAAGUGUAGAUUUAACUUCACAACCUGCAAAAAAAAACAUUAGUGUGCAUGUGCCUAGUUUUGUGCAUGCACACAAGGUUACUUGGAUCGCAUAGCUGGUAUCAAAGCUUCCAUAGAAAACUUACACACAACUUUGCAUGUACCCGCAAGAGUGUUUUGGACUCUCAAGGCAGUGUUCAAUUUCCGUGCCCUUUGCAGAUAAAGAGCAUUAUACUGUAUACAUAUUCAUCUGAAAUGCUGUUUAAUAUAUAAAUACUGUAUUGGGAACAAAAGCCAUCUGUACCGCUUGGUGGUGUUUCUCUGCUUUAUCCUGCUGGACUUUUUCGUUCUGAGACAAUUCUUCCCCUCUAUCUCUACAUAUGUCUAUUGAAACGAUCAUUCACACAAGUGGUUUGUUGAUGAUUCUCCUGACUUUUCCCUCUCUAUGGGAAAGUGUCUGUUCCCCACUCAGAAUCUUGUAAAAAUAUGGAGACUACCAACCCUCCUCCAACCACUCUAGCACAGUAUAUUUACGCCUAUCCCUUUGUGCUAAGUAGAUAUUAAUUGUGUAUGGCAUAUGUUCCUUCUUUGUCCUUAUUAGUGAGUUGGGGAUUUUGAACAACAGUUUGAAGUGGGGAGGAGGAAAGAGAGACUUGGAUAAAAGGUGUUCUUACAGAUAUUUUGAUUACUGAGGUGUCCACAAGCUGAGGUUAUUCUGCUUUCUUAAUGUCACUGAAAAAUACCAUUCAAAAUGGCCCAAGUUGUUUCUGAGCAGCUAAUUUAAAAUAUUAAUUGGAGGACUAACUGCAGCUGAAAGACGCUCAUGAUUUCUCUUUAUAAUUUUUGACGUUGUUUUGCAAUUCAGAACAAUUUUCUUUUUGGUCAGACACGUGGAAACCCAUCACACCAGACUUGAGUUGCGCACGUGUAUGCAGCCUAGAAUAUGCCUGUAUCUGAAAUGGAAUGCACAAUCUCUCACUGAGUGCAAUGCAUACGUCUUAUCUAAUUUCAGAGAGUAUUAGGCAUAAGGUUGGUAGGAGCCAAGAUUUGGGGACACCAGAGUGCAGUUCACAACACUUCAACUCCCAUGUGAAACGGGAGCUCUAUUCUUCCAGGUUUCCCCAGGGCCUCUGUCAACCAGUGAAGAAACGUGCCACAGUGCUUUAGCUUUGAGGUACUUCAGAGUCUAACAUUUUUGCUUUAUUGUAGAGAGAUGGAAUCCAUGUUUGAAAUUAAUUAGGACAAAUUUAAAGGGCAAAAGCUUGAUCGUGUAUAAUAUUCCUUCAUGUAUUUCACCCUUGUCAUACAGGUUCAAGUAUUUUAAAUAAAGUUAAAGUUUAAAAUGUUGGGGUUUUGUUAGAAAAAAUUAAAUAGCAAAUCAGCUGUAUAAUAAUUGCUAAAACGUUGACUCGUUCAUACUUUGUUCUCCCUCUCAGGCCAACGGGCUCGGGGGAGGUGGGAAUCACCUCAGAGAUAUGAGUAAAUAUAAUUCUUUUAGUA